AUGAGCUCUUCUUUAUUCCUCACACUCCUACUAAUUCUCAUCUCAGCAAGCCAAGGUUGUGCAGCAGUGCCGGAGAAAGAACCUGAUCUAAUACAGAAAUCCUGCGCAAUAAUCGUAGGUUAUGAAGAAUGCGUGGCAAUUCUCAGAUCAGACCCUCGUUCCAUUAAAGCUACCAAAGUCAAACAGCUAGCCUACAUCAUUCUUGAUCUCUGCAUAGAAAAUGCCACAGAGACUCUUGGAGAAAUCCCGAAGUUGCAGGAGAAGUACUCAAAGCAUGACCAAAUUGAGGAAGCUCUAAGGUGGUGUGUCAUGGCAUAUGAGAGUGCUAUCAAAGAUUACUUUCGCAAAGCUGUUGACCAGCUGGGUACAAAGUCUUAUCGUGAAGCACAGUAUUCAGCACACAUUGGAGGUGCGUUAGGUACGGGUUGUGAACAAGAAUUUUAUUUCCAAGCACCAGUAAUUUCACCUUUAUGGCCCAGGAAUCAUAAUUUGGCAGUUCUUGGUCUUGUAGCAGAAGGCAUCGUUUCCCUUCUUCGUCUGAAUGAGUCUCAACUGUAA
Molecule: messenger RNA, 558 nt
Organism: Populus trichocarpa (black cottonwood)
Lineage: Eukaryota; Viridiplantae; Streptophyta; Magnoliopsida; Malpighiales; Salicaceae
Product: cell wall / vacuolar inhibitor of fructosidase 2
Exons: 1
Coding region: 1-558 (185 amino acids)
Biological process (GO): negative regulation of catalytic activity
Molecular function (GO): enzyme inhibitor activity
Source: RefSeq, a predicted model, not a curated record